Messenger RNA from Passer domesticus (house sparrow), 1489 nucleotides. Its product is annotated as zinc finger protein 135-like. NCBI's taxonomy places the organism in Eukaryota, Metazoa, Chordata, Aves, Passeriformes, Passeridae. Gene Ontology annotation, biological process: regulation of DNA-templated transcription. The transcript has 3 exons. The coding region runs from base 1 to 1344 and encodes 447 amino acids. The record is from RefSeq and is a predicted model, not a curated record. Gene Ontology annotation, molecular function: RNA polymerase II cis-regulatory region sequence-specific DNA binding; DNA-binding transcription factor activity, RNA polymerase II-specific.
AUGUAUCCCAGAAAGGAGUAUCCCCAGAUGGUGGGGUCCGGCUUCCGAAAGAAGAAAGAAGUCUCCCAGCUGGUUCCUGAUGGGGAGAAGCCCCACAAGUGCUUGGAGUGUGGGAAGAGCUUCAAGUGGAACUCCCACCUGAUCAUCCACCAGAGGAGCCACACUGGGGAACGGCCCUACGAGUGUGAUCAGUGCAGGAAGAGGUUUCAGACCAGCUCUGAUCUCCUCCUGCACCAGCGCACGCACACAGAGGAGUGGCCCUUCUGCUGCCCCGACUGCAGGCAGGGCUUCAGGCACAACUGCAAUCUUGUCGUGCACCGGCGCAUCCACACUGGGGAGAGGCCCCACGAGUGUGGGGAGUGUGGGAACAGCUUCAGGCAGAGCUCCCACCUGAUCCAGCACCAGAGGACCCACACUGGGGAACGGCCCCACGAGUGUGGGGAGUGUGGGAAGAGAUUCAGACAUCGCUCCAGCCUGAUUGUCCACCAAAAGAUCCACACUGGGGAGAGGCCCUACGAAUGUUCCAAGUGUGGGAAGAGGUUUCGGAUCCACUCCCAUCUCCUCCAGCACUAUCAGAGUCACACAGAGGAGAGGCCCUUCUGCUGCCCCGACUGCGGGAAGGGAUUCAGGCACAACUCCAACCUCGUCACCCACCGGCGCAUCCACACUGGGGAGAAGCCCCAGAAGUGCUUGGAGUGUGGGAAGAGCUUCAGGUGGAACUGCCAACUGAUCAGGCACCAGGUGAUCCACACUGGGGAACGGCCCUACGAGUGUGAUCAGUGCAGGAAGAGGUUUCAGAUCAGCUCCAGUCUCCUCGUGCACCAGCGCACGCACACAGAGGAGAGGCCCUUCCGCUGCCCCGACUGUGGGCAGGGCUUCAGGCACAACUCCCAUCUUGUCCUGCACCGGCGCAUCCACACUGGGGAGAGGCCCCACGAGUGUGGGGAGUUUGGGAACAGCUUCAGGCAGAGCUCCCACCUGAUCCAGCACAAGAGAACCCACACUGGGGAACGGCCCUACGAGUGUGGGGAGUGUGGGAAGAGAUUCAGACAUCGCGCCAAUCUGAUUUUGCACCAAAAGAUCCACUCUGGGGAGAGGCCCUACGAGUGUUCCGAGUGUGGGAAGGGCUUUCGGAUCCGCUCCCAUCUCCUCCAGCACUAUCAGAGUCACACAGAGGAGAGGCCCUUCUGCUGCCCCGACUGUGGGAAGGGAUUCAGGCAGAACUCCCACCUCGUCACCCACCGGCGCAUCCACACUGGGGAGAGGCCCUACGAGUGUCCCCAGUGUGGGAAGAGCUUCUCCAGCAGCUCUCACUUGACCCGACACCAACGGAGGCACCGGUGAGGGAAGCCCUGCGAGUGCCCCGAGUGCGGGAAGAGCUUCGUGCGCUGCUCCAGCUCCAUCCCCCAGCGCAGGACCCACGCUGGGCACAGCCCUGGUGACCCACAUUCCCUGUGAUCCCUGUUGGGAACACACUUUCCGCAGUCGG